AUGGUUUCAGCAUAUUCAGUUGGGAAUGGUAAAAGAUCCAAUGAAGUUCAACAAGGACCUGACACUCCAGGCCCAGGACAAUACUCUGGAGACAAGAAACAAAAAUACACUCCUCCCAGUUUCAAGAUCCCACAAGCACAAAGAUAAACUUUCCAACCAAGUUUCACCCCAGGACCAGGAGCAUAUGCUUCCUCAGAAAACCUACUCAAAGGACCCAAGUUUACUUUUGCUAGCAAAAAACAAACAUCUGUUACAUCCUUUUAACCUGGACCAGGAGCCUAUAAUGUAAAACCAACCAAACAGGCUCCCUAAUACAGUUUUGGCGGUAAAUAUGGAAGCCAUCCGGAUGAUUCACAGCCUGGCCCAGGAGAAUACUAAUUGAGUAAAGAUUUGGAUGCGCCAUCCAUGAAGUUUCCUCGAUCCAAGAGAGACGACCCUCAUAGUGAAAAAGUUCCUGGACCUGGAGCCUACAAGCAGGAAAGACCUGAAUCGGCACCCAAGUAUCGCUUUGGCAAUUCUUAAAGAAGAGGAUUAUAUGACAAUGAGCUUGGAAAAGUACCAGGACCUGGAUAAUACAACUAUUAAUCAUAAUUUGAGUCUGUUUAACCUAAAGGCUUUACUUUGGUCUCCAGGAAGGAACAAAUGACCCAAUAACUUGUUGUCCCUGGACCAGGAGCUUAUGAUCCAUAACCAGUUAAAAGACCUCCUUCCUGUAAGAUUGGUAAGUCCAUGAGAGGAUUGCAAUUUGCUAAUCCAAAUCCAGGACCAGGAGAAUACGAGCCUCAAAUUGAUACUAUUCGUCCUUAAUCUGCCAUGGUCAGAGUGGGAUCAGCCACGAGAAGACCAUUAAAUGACGUCAAAGGAGUGCCAGGACCUGGAACUUAUGACUUACCUUCUAAGAUGGUUGAAGGCCCAUAAGUUAAAAUAUUGGGUCAUAAAUAUGAUCCUGUCUAAGCUCAAAAGGAUUAGAUACCAGGACCAGGUUAAUAUGAGCGUCCCAUUAUGUAAAGGCCGCAAUCAGCAAAAAUCGGUACAUCCAGAAGACAGGAACUUAAUUCCACUUUGGAAGUUCCAGGACCUGGACAAUACAAGCCUAAAGAAAAAUUAGGAGGACCUUGCUGGGGUUUUGGUACUAGUAAACGACCACCUUUGAAUCCAAAGAAUGAGACUCCAGGACCAGGUGGCUAUGAUUAAGGAAAUGAAUUUGGAUCCGUGCCAAAAUAUGCUAUGAAGAAGAUACCAUGA
Molecule: messenger RNA, 1245 nt
Organism: Paramecium tetraurelia
Lineage: Eukaryota; Ciliophora; Oligohymenophorea; Peniculida; Parameciidae
Exons: 7
Source: RefSeq, a predicted model, not a curated record